AUGCAGCGGGAUGAUGGCUUUGCCCUUGGGAGCGCCUGGCUGGAGGAAGCUCGCGUGGUCCUCCUCAUCUUUCUUCUGGUAUGUGAUUCGGUAGGACUGGAACUGGAAUGGCUUCAGGCCUCCGAUGCGAUGGAUGACGUCGGCAAAGAAGUUGAGUUCGGUGAAUUGGUUACCGGAGUGAACACCCACGACGGUCACAUCUUUGACGGAGGGGAGACGAUCUGGCCGGUCGGUAUCCAGCAUCGUCUCGGGAGCUGGCAGGAGACGGGGAAAGCCGGCAAGAGGGGAGGCGGUGAUACUUUGUGCAUGCUUUUCGAUUGA
This is a messenger RNA of Penicillium odoratum, 321 nucleotides long. RefSeq lists its product as uncharacterized. Lineage: Eukaryota; Fungi; Ascomycota; Eurotiomycetes; Eurotiales; Aspergillaceae. The transcript has a single exon. Bases 1 to 321 code for a protein of 106 amino acids. The record is from RefSeq and is a predicted model, not a curated record.